Cyprinus carpio (common carp) is the source of this 2015-nucleotide messenger RNA. Its product is annotated as BCL2 family apoptosis regulator BOK a. Gene Ontology annotation, cellular component: mitochondrial outer membrane. The record is from RefSeq and is a predicted model, not a curated record. Gene Ontology annotation, molecular function: protein heterodimerization activity; protein homodimerization activity. Gene Ontology annotation, biological process: extrinsic apoptotic signaling pathway in absence of ligand; regulation of apoptotic process; intrinsic apoptotic signaling pathway in response to DNA damage. NCBI's taxonomy places the organism in Eukaryota, Metazoa, Chordata, Actinopteri, Cypriniformes, Cyprinidae.
GACAGAGACAGAUAGGCGUUUGUUUUCAACGUUUGUUCUUUUAUUAAUCACAUCUUCUAAACACUAGCUCUUCUAGAAGGGCGGACUAUCAAAUCCAUAACAGAGCUUAUCUCCGCCUUAACGGAGAGCUUUUCCAUAGAAGGAGACUUGAUGCGUGCAGCCCAUCCAAACAGACCAGACAGACAGCACUGCUUCCUGACAGCAGUUUCAUCUCGAAGACUGCACCUCACAAACCUACAGAGAGAACAAUUCGCUGUCAUUAAAAAUGUCGAUAUUCGAGACUUUUUCAUGAGGAUUUAAAUGACUUUCGAGAGACAGCAAAGAUCAUUUAAGGCGCCAUCAGAUUUUGGAAACAGAAGAGGGUGGAGAAGAAACACUUCCAUACACGGCGAUAAAGGUGCAGGUUGUCAGCUGAGUGUAAUUGAUCUUCACUCAUGAAGGGCAUGGAGAUGUUGCGCCGCUCCUCAGUGUUCGCGGCUGAAGUCAUGGAGGUGUUUGAUCGCUCUCCCACGGAUAAGGAGCUCGUGUCUCAGUCUAAAGUCUUGUGCAGGGAUUACAUUCACUCCAGACUCCAUCGGGCUGGAAUCGGAUGGUCUAAACCAGAGCAUGGAUCCGGAGGAACACUGGCUGAGGUGUCUUCAGUUCUUCUGUGGUUGGGUGAUGAGCUGGAGUACCUGCGACCCAAUGUGUACCGCAACGUAGCAAGACAGCUCAACAUCACUAUUGCAUCUGAGAGUAUAGUCUCUGAUGCCUUUUUGGCCGUUGCUGCCGAAAUCUUCUCUACAGGUGUAACAUGGGGGAAGAUUGUAUCUCUGUAUGCUGUGGCCGGAGCUCUAGCCGUGGACUGUGUUCGGCAUGGGCAUCCAGCGAUGGUGCACACCAUUGUCGACUGCAUGGGCGAGUUUGUUCGCAAAAGCCUUGUGUCAUGGUUAAAGAGGAGAGGAGGCUGGGCGGACAUCACAAAGUGUGUAGUCAAUACAGAUCCCAGUUUUCGUUCUCAUUGGCUGGUGGCAGCUGCCUGUGCCUGCGGUCACUAUCUCAAGGCUGUGGUCUUCUACCUGCUGAGAGAAAAAUAAAGAGCAGCACAAACAAGUGACGGACAGCUGGACUCUUCCAAAACUGGCAGAAGGGGUUUUUAGUCACUGCUUAAGCCUUUCACUGCUCUUGAUGUGUUUACACUUGCACAAAGUUUGCACUUUUCCUUUAAAAGAUAGUCUUGCGCUCCAAGAUGAACCGUUAUCUUAUGUGUUUAACCUGGCCUCUUGCACUCUAGGCAUUCCUUGCUGUUACCAAUUUUAUUGAACUUAAUGUUCAUAUGCAAAAUACCAUGGCCAGCGGGACACAACUGAGAGAAAGCUGUUGUGACCUUUGUAUUUGCAUGUGAAAUACAAUGUUCAUGUACUAGGGCCUGUGCUGCCUAGACCAAUGUUGUCUAAUCAGAACGUUUCUCUGAUUAUUAUUACAUUUUUCACUGUCUCAAGUGGUUUUGAUGAUCUCAAAAAGCAGAUAUCCACAGUGCAGUAUGAAAAAUGACCAGGAGUUCAUGAGAAAACAGAUCCGUGUGAAAUGGAGAUCAAUAUCAGGAUAGUAUUCGUGUAUUUCCCAAGGAAAAACAACAAACUACUGUAUGCAAAUGACUGUGGGAGAGUGAAAACAAAGUAGAUUUUGGUUGACUAAUAAUGAAAAACAGAUAUAACAUUUCAGUUCAUGCCAUACUUUAAGUCGGAACCUGUCAAUUCGUUUUUUUUUAUUAUAGUGUUGUCUCUCUCUUCUUUGUUUUUUUCUUGUGUAAUAUUUUCCCCAGAUCUUAGAAUUGGCAUUGUUGGUGCCACCUUGAACAACUGUAAGAUAUCAUGGAGCCAUCACUAAAAUAAGUUAAAACUUGGUGUUUUAUAAUUUUGUUUCAUUAUUUUGUUCUCUUGUAUAGUUCAGUUUAUAAAAAUAAUUAUGUUGAAAACUAAACAUUGUUGUGUAUGCUACACUGAAUGUAUGCUAAAUAAAAAUAGACUUUUUUU